Molecule: messenger RNA, 4103 nt
Organism: Peromyscus leucopus (white-footed mouse)
Lineage: Eukaryota; Metazoa; Chordata; Mammalia; Rodentia; Cricetidae
Gene: Meltf
Product: melanotransferrin
Biological process (GO): iron ion transport
Cellular component (GO): plasma membrane; early endosome; recycling endosome
Source: RefSeq, a predicted model, not a curated record
GAGACCAAGCAGGAGGAAGCCAGGCCGGAACCCCCUGGACCCCAGCCAAUCCAACGCUGCCAUGAGGCUCCUGGGCAUGGCUCUUUUGCUGCUCCUGGUCCUGCACAUUGCACUCGGUGUGACGGAGGUCCGCUGGUGCACCAUCUCGGAUCCGGAGCAGCAGAAAUGCCAAGACAUGAGCCAGGCCUUCCAGGGGGCUGGCAUCCAGCCUUCCCUCCUCUGCAUCCAGGGCACCUCUGCUGACCACUGUGUCCAGCUCAUCGAGGACCAUAAAGCUGAUGCCAUCACCUUGGAUGGAGGAGCCAUUUAUGAAGCAGGGAAGGAGCGUGGCCUGAAGCCAGUGGUGGGUGAAGUAUAUGACCAAGACGCUGGCACCUCCUAUUACGCCGUGGCUGUGGUCAGGAGGAAUUCCAAUGUGACCAUCCACACCCUGAAGGGCGCCAAGUCCUGCCACACAGGCGUCAACCGGACUGUGGGCUGGAACGUGCCGAUUGGCUACCUAGUGGAGAGCGGCCAUCUCUCGGUCAUGGGCUGCGAUGUGCUCAAAGCUGUUGGUGACUAUUUUGGGGGCAGCUGCGUCCCUGGAACAGGAGAAACCAGUUCCUCUGAGUCCCUCUGUCGCCUCUGCCGCGGCGACUCCUCCGGGCACAACGUGUGUGACAAGAGCCCUCUAGAGAGAUAUUAUGACUACAGUGGAGCCUUCCGGUGCCUGGCGGAAGGCGGUGACGUAGCCUUUGUGAAGCACAGCACGGUGCUGGAGAACACUGAUGGGAAAACCCUGCCGUCCUGGGGCAAGGCGCUGAUGUCACGGGACUUCCAGCUACUGUGCAGGGAUGGCAGCCGGGCCGAUGUCACUGAGUGGAGACGAUGCCACCUGGCCCGGGUGCCUGCGCACGCCGUGGUGGUCAGGGAUGACAUGAAUGGGGGCCUCAUAUUCCAGCUGCUCAAUGAAGGCCAGAGUCUGUUCAACCAUGAGGGCAGCAGCUUCCAGAUGUUCAGCUCCGAGGCCUAUGGCCAGAAGAACUUGCUGUUCAAAGACUCCACCUUGGAGCUUGUGCCCAUUGCCACACAGAACUACGAGGCCUGGCUGGGCCAGGAAUACCUGCACGCCAUGAAGGGUCUGCUGUGUGACCCCAACCGGCUGCCCCACUACCUACGCUGGUGCGUGCUGUCCACAGCGGAGAUCCAGAAGUGCGGAGAUAUGGCUGUGGCCUUCAGCCGGCAGAGAUUCAAGCCCGAGAUCCAGUGUGUGUCGGCGGAGUCCGCUGAGCACUGCAUGGAACAGAUCCAGGUGGGGUAUAUCGAUGCGGUGACCCUGACAGGAGAGGACAUCUACACAGCAGGAAAGAUGUACGGCCUGGUCCCGGCCGCUGGGGAGCAGUAUGCCGAGGAGGACAGGAGCAACUCCUACUUUGUGGUGGCUGUGGCGAGGCGGGACAGCGCCUACUCCUUCACCCUGGAUGAGCUCCGCAGCAAGCGCUCCUGCCACCCAGGCUUGGGCAGCCCCGCGGGCUGGGAUGUGCCCAUAGGCGCCCUCAUCCAGCGGGGCUUCAUCCGGCCCAAGGACUGUGAUGUCCUCACAGCGGUGAGUGAGUUCUUCAAUGGCAGCUGCGUGCCCGUAAACAACCCGAGGAACUACCCUCCGGCGCUGUGCGCGCUCUGCGUGGGCGAUGAGAACGGACGCAACAAGUGUGUGGGCAGCAGCCAGGAGAGGUAUUACGGCUACAAUGGCGCCUUCAGGUGCCUUGCGGAGAAGGCAGGGGACGUCGCCUUUGUCAAGCACACGACUGUCUUGGAGAAUACAAAUGGCCACAACCCUGAGCCCUGGGCUGCUCACCUCAGGUCACAAGACUAUGAGCUCCUGUGCCCCAAUGGAGCCCGGGCUGAAGUCAGCCAGUUCCAAGCCUGCAACCUGGCACAGAUGCCAUCCCAAGCUGUCAUGGUUCAUCCAGACACAAACAUCUUCAGUGUGUAUGGACUCCUGGACAAGGCCCAGGACCUGUUUGGAGAUGACCACAACCAGAAUGGGUUCCGAAUGUUUGACUCCUCCAAGUACCACAGCCAAGACCUGCUUUUCAAAGACGCUACAGUACGAGCAGUGCCCGUUGGGAAGAAAACCACGUACCUGGAAUGGCUGGGUCCCGACUACGUGGUGGCCCUGGAGGGGAUGUUGUCUCAGCAGUGCUCAGAUGCAGUGGCCGUGGUGGUGCAUCGAGUCCCCCUGCUGUCCCUGCUCCUGCUGGGCCUGGCUGCAGGUCUCCUCCCGCUGCACGUUCUCUGAACGUGGCUGCGGCCGGCGGCAGCCUGCGCAGGGAAAGCUACUGAGUCCAACCCAAGCAACCUGGAAACCGGCUAACCCUGCAGGAGAGCGCGGGAUGCAAGAGGCAAGGUGAGGUCUCGCAUACACAGCCCUCGGAUGUGCGAGUCUAACCCGAAGAGAAAUUUCUGGAAUCAGGAUGAUUGUUAAGGCCAAGUCCUCGGUACCUUGAGGCGACUGGCGAGCAGCCCAGUCAUGCCUCCCACGCUGGCGGCGGCGGCGCCUGCAGCAAACCUGGGCCUCCCACCUGGAGCCCUCCGGGCUGGUGAGGGGGGGAGGGAGAGAGAGAGAGAGAGAGAGAGAGAGAGAGAGAGAGAGAGAGAGAGAGAGAGAGAGAGAGAGAGAGAGGCUGCCGUGGCAACCGUGGAGUGGCUUCCCACACCAGCCUCUAUGCCAGUCGCCUGGAGAGGUGUCGAGGCAGGGGGCCACCGCCGACCUAGAGGACCUCAGUGGCACACUCCCACCCCUCGGCCCCUGCUCUCGCUGCCCAACCGCUCUCUCCGGAGGACAUCUGCCCACCAAGGCUCAGAGGAGCCCUCCUCAGAGGAGCAAGGUUGCUGGGCACCUGAACCUUCUGUGACACCAAGGAGCCCAACCCUCUGGAGAGCAGAUUCUACCAGAAUGGGAUAGGAGAAAGGCCAGGACUGGACGGUGGGGAUGAAGUCCUGUAGAAAACCUCAGAUGAAGGAAGUGCCGCCCCGCCCCCAGAAGAAUGUUAGUGGGUGAGGAGCCUGAUAGAGAGUGGGAUCUCUCCUGCCUGCCCUGCCUGAACCUCACUGCAUAGUGAGAUAUGCUUCCUAGAAUCCAUUGUUCCCUCCUCUGGGGUCAGUCUCAACAUUAUCCUCCUCUCUGCCUCACUGUGCCCCUUGCCCCCCAUCGACACACCACACACACACACACACACACACACACACACACACACACACACACACACCUUGUCUGUGUGGGAGCGUUUCUAUACCUUGUCUGAAGGAGCAUGGGCUAGGCCAGAAUCAGCCCCUGUGACGAGCUGGGCCUGAGGAACACACCUGAGCCACGGGGUUGGCAAGAGCCCUGCCUUCCCCACCUAACCCUGCACCUGGCAUCGACGGGCCCCCGAUUCCUGCACACCGUGAGAGACAACAGGAAGUCUCGAGGUGAUCCUCUCUCUCCGCUCCAUUUUGCCAUUGUUCUCUUAAGAGCCAGAAAAAAAAGUUUUCCAGAGCUACCAGCUUUUACUCCAAAUUUUGUUCCUGUAAAAUAAUAAAAAGAAGAAACAGGAGCAAGCAGCCCUUGUCAGCCCUGGAAGCAGCGUGGGCCUGGAGCUAUUUGUGUACUGGUCUGUGUGGGGGGCCUCAGGAUGCUGAUGACAGGCCCCGGUUCCCAGCGGUUCGCCCCCACCUGUGGGCGACGGACAGAUCCUUCAGAUCUCUCAGCCGUAGAGAAGGGCCCUGGCAGUGUCCCAGCCGGGAGUCACACCUUCCUGGGGAAUCUCGGUCACCAUGCUGCUUUGGAGAGCAAGCCCCUCCCCUCAGGACAGGGCCAUCCUUUCUGCUCUGACCUGGGGAUUGGUAUUUUUCUUAAAGGAGACUUUGGCAGCGAGAAAUGUAUUCUGUGUGGGCGCUCGUGCUGCCCAAAGUGUGAUGUCUGUGCCGUGUGCCUCGCAGGUGUGACUUCCAAGAGUGUUGUGCAAAUGACGUCUGAUUGCCAAGGGCCACCGCUGUGUUAGUGCUAAAGAAAGACACUGACUCCUUUUUAAAUAAAGCCAAGCAUCCCUGCGUAUGCAGAGGCCUGGGUUGUGAAGGAG